AUGACCAAUUGCACAGCGAAAGAUACGCCCAACAGUACGUGGUCGUUUUGUCCCUCUGAGGGAGCAUCCGAUCUGUUCAUUUUCCUAUUUGGCGCCACAACAAUUCUCCAUAUCUACCAGGGCAUCCGAACUCGAAAAUGGUACACCGCAGCGCCAACAUCUACAGGAGCGUAUGCCCUCUGGUUUAUUUUGAUCCUUGUUGCACCACUUUGGAUCAAUGGCUUUGUGUACAUGGUCCUCGGGAGAAUGGUCUGGAACUUCCUUCCGUCGCGCGAAGUGUUCGGAAUUCCUGCUAGACGUCUUGGUGUUUAUUUCGUAACUUUGGACAUCGUAGCAUUUCUCGUGCAAAUUUUGGGAGCCGUGUCCGCUGUCGGCAAUAAGAAUGACCCCAAAUCUUCUACUAACGCUCUGCACAUUUACAUGGUAGGAUGUGGUAUUCAACAACUUUUCAUCCUCGUCUUCUGCAUCAUCGCCGUUCGAGUCCACCUCGAGUUGCGCGCUCAAGUAUCAUCGAUCAAGAAAGAUGCAGCGAUGAAAAUGCUCUAUGUCACUUAUGCAGUCGUUCUUCUGAUCACGAUCCCCAUCAUCUUCCGCCUCAUCGAAUAUGCGGGUGGUUUCGACCACGCGAUUCCGAAGGAAGAAGCGUACAUGUACUGUCUUGAUUCCCUUCCUAUGUUCACAGCUUUGGUGCUGCUCAAUGUUGUACACCCAGGAUAUAUCAUGCCGGGCAAGGAAAGUGAUUUGCCGUCGAGAAAGGAGAGGAAGAUGACGAUCUGUCUGUUAUUUGCUAGUGGAGUUUUGGUUGGGUUCGAGGCAAUAUAUGUUUAUCAUGCAAUUGGCUAA
This is a messenger RNA of Mollisia scopiformis, 843 nucleotides long. RefSeq lists its product as uncharacterized. Gene Ontology annotation, cellular component: membrane. The record is from RefSeq and is a predicted model, not a curated record. NCBI's taxonomy places the organism in Eukaryota, Fungi, Ascomycota, Leotiomycetes, Helotiales, Mollisiaceae. The coding region runs from base 1 to 843 and encodes 280 amino acids. The transcript is spliced from 7 exons.